ACAACUUAAAGGUAUGCACAACUUCGAUAACUAAUGUCUGUGACGGUGUCAGUUCCCACAAUUCUGACUCAAUAACUGAAGUAAAUAGUGUUUGCCAACCUUCCGAUGUUAGCCAGACCAGCGGACAGAAGCAGUGCAUCGAAAUCGAUCAAAGUAAUAAUAGUCUUAUAACACAGGAUUGUGCUUCUCAAACACAAAACCAGAAUUGUGAUCAUUUGUCUGAAGAAUUGAGAGAUGCUCUCAAGAAAAUUGAUCGUCU
Molecule: messenger RNA, 259 nt
Organism: Paramuricea clavata
Lineage: Eukaryota; Metazoa; Cnidaria; Anthozoa; Malacalcyonacea; Plexauridae
Source: the annotation of a GenBank genome assembly